This is a messenger RNA of Megalops cyprinoides (Indo-Pacific tarpon), 1347 nucleotides long. RefSeq lists its product as uncharacterized. Lineage: Eukaryota; Metazoa; Chordata; Actinopteri; Elopiformes; Megalopidae. The coding region runs from base 136 to 1347 and encodes 403 amino acids. The transcript is spliced from 4 exons. The record is from RefSeq and is a predicted model, not a curated record.
CGUAAACAUGAAGCUACCUUGACGCAGGCGAAGCGCUGCGUAAGUUGCGGUGAAGCGAUGAGGUGUUAUUUUUGACACUCCGUGCCCAGUGGGCUGCCAGCGGAAGGGCCGGACGAGGAGGAGGAGGAGGAGACCAUGGACCUGAGCGAGAGGAGGCCCAACAAGUGGUGGACGGAGACGGACACCUUCGCCAUGUUGGCGCUGAUUGAGGAGCUGGACCUGGUGCACGAGCUGGACAAGAAGCGGCAGCGCAACGACUCGCACUUCCGCCGCCUCCGCCACAGCCUGGCCAAGCGGGACAUCCACUUCACCGUCAACCAGAUCCGCAACCGCUGGAAGAGCCUCAAGCACAAGUACCGCAAGAUCAAGACGGCGGGCUACCGCAGCCCCGCCGCCCGCCUCUCCGCCAUCGAGUCCUUCCGCUACUUCAAGAAGCUGGACCGCAUGCUGGCGCGGAGGCCGCGGGCGGCCGGCCAGGGAGAGGCUGCCGCCGGGAGCCACAACCUGGUGGUGCUCUCCACCUCCGAUGUGGAGGAUCACACUGACAGUGAUGUUCCUCAGUCCUGCACGGCAACCCGCUGGCAGGACACCCUCCCCGGGCCAGAGGGGGACAGCGAGGAAAGCAAGGGACACCCCGAGGAGCCGGCAGAUUUCAGGACACCCCACUGGGACAUAGGGACGGAGGAGGUGGUGACUCUAGGAUUGUCGGGAGAGUACCUGUACCCAGUGAACUCCGAUCCUCAACUGCUUUCCUCUUUACGGAGCCUAGAGGGCGCCAGAGAUCCCGCAGGCUGCAGCCCGAGAGACUCCCCAGGGACAUGCGAGGACAUCAGCAGCCUGAUCCUGCAGCAGCUGACCAUCCUCAACCACCAGCUGGGGGAGCAGCUGGCAGAGCAGAGGGCCUUCCACUGCAGCAUGCUGGGGCUGAUGGACCGGCAGAUCGAGGUCCUGCAGCAGCUCUCCAACUCCACCAGGGGGCCCCCGGCCAAGGAGGCCCCGGGCGAGAGGGACGCUUCCGUCAGCCAGCAGGUCCACGAGGCCCUGGUGCGCAUCCUGAGGGGCGUGGAGCACGCCCAGGCACAGGGACUGGCGCCGUGCCCCGCCAAGCCCGCCCCCUCCGAGCCUGCCCCCCCGCCGCCAUCUUGGACUGUCUCCCUCCUGGAGGUCCACCAAGGCUCCCCCCCGGCUGCCGGCGAGGCGUCGCCCGGCAACACGUCGCCCCAGCGGCAGCCUCCAGACGAGGGGCAGCCCGACCCCCCCGGGGCCCCCCUCCCCGAACAGCUUCCCCCGGAGCCCCGCAGAGGUGUCCUGUUGAACGGGCUCUCGAUCAGGUGCCAGCACAAGUGA